Molecule: messenger RNA, 5050 nt
Organism: Balearica regulorum gibbericeps (East African grey crowned-crane)
Lineage: Eukaryota; Metazoa; Chordata; Aves; Gruiformes; Gruidae
Source: RefSeq, a predicted model, not a curated record
AUGGUGGAUGUUGAUGUUUGUGCGGGUGGAGAUAGUACCAGAAGAAAAAUGGAUGCCCUGACAGAUAGUGCAGUUGAGAUUGUCCCUUUGGAGCUCUACGAUUCAGCCAGAGCAAAAAUAGCUGCUAAUCUACAAUGGAUCUGUGCUAAAGCCUACGGAAUAGAUAAUGUCCCAGAGGAGCUGAAGGACCCAUUUUACAUAGAUCAAUAUGAGCAAGAACAUAUUAAACCACCCGUCAUCAAGCUGCUGCUGUCCAGCGAGCUGUACUGCCGUGUCUGUAGCCUCAUUCUAAAGGGGGAUCAGGUGGCUGCUCUGCAGGGACACCAGUCCGUGAUCCAGGCUCUGUCUCGAAAAGGGAUUUACGUCAUGGAGAGUGAUGAUACACCUGUGUCUGAAUCUGAUCUGGGCUGUGCACCAAUCAAAAUGAGUUCUCAUAUGGCAAUGAUUGAUGCUCUUAUGAUGGCCUAUACUGUAGAAAUGAUCAGCAUUGAAAAGGUGGUUGCUAGUGUCAAGCGUUUCUCUACAUUCAGUGCCUCAAAAGAACUACCCUAUGAUUUGGAGGAUGCAAUGGUUUUCUGGAUUAACAAGGUGAACCUUAAAAUGAGAGAGAUAACAGAGAAAGAGAUUAAAUUAAAACAGCAACUAAUGGAAAGCCCAGGGCACCAAAAGGUGCGUUACCGAAGAGACCAUCUUUCAAGCAGACAAUUACCUUACUUUCCUUUGCUUGAAGAUUUGAUGAAGGAUGGUAGCGAUGGUGCUGCUCUUCUAGCUGUGAUACACUAUUAUUGUCCAGAGCAAAUGAAACUAGACGAUAUUUGUUUGAAGGAAGUAACAUCAAUUGCAGACAGCCUCUAUAAUAUUCAACUUUUGAGAGAGUUCUCAAAUGAAUAUCUAAACAAAUGCUUUUACCUCACAUUGGAGGACAUGUUAUAUGCUCCUUUGGUUUUAAAGCCUAACGUCAUGGUAUUCAUUGCGGAACUUUUCUGGUGGUUUGAGAAUGUUAAACCAGACUUUGUACAACCAAGAGAUAUUCAGGAAAUAAAAGAUGUUAAAACAGUGUUGCAGCAGAAGAGCAGUCGUCCGCCUGUUCCUAUUUCCAACGCUACUAAGCGAAGUUUCAUGGCUAGCCCUGCUAGUACAAGUCCAGCAGACUUGCAGCCCUUGGCUCAGACGGGCCCUGAAGCUUGCAGUCGAUACUACCUGCACCCUGAGGAGCCUGACUAUCUUGGCAAAGGAGGAAGCCCUGCUUUUAGCCCUUCCCAUCCACUGCUCCCUUUGAGACAAAAGCAACAAAAAUCUUUACAGGGAGAAGACAGCCCUGGUCAUCGGCAUCGUUCUAAUUCUCUGACCCGUGUUGACGGGCAGCCGCGAGGUUCAGUUCUUGCGUGGCCAGAGAGGAAACCCAGGCCUCUGUCUCAGCCAACACCAUUUGCUCUUCAUCAUUCUGCCAGUAGUGAUGUGGACCCUGGGUCUGGUGAUAGCAUUAGUCUGGCUAGAUCAAUCAGCAAGGACAGUCUUGCUUCAAACAUUGUUAAUGUAACUCCAAAAAAUCAGCCCCAUCCUCCAUCAGUGAAAACUAAUGGGAAGAGCUUGCUGAACAACGUUGAAAUUGAGGAUGAAGAUGAAGAGCUUAUUGCGAUAAUCAGAUCCGAAGAAAGGCCAAAUCACGGUGAUCUUGAAUUGCAGAAUGCAUCGGCCAGGGUGCCCAGCAUAGUUGCAACUGCGUGGUCUCCAAAAACAAAUAGCGAGACUUCAGAAAGCAAACCAGACAGUUUUUACUUGGAGCCCUUACUGCCUGCAGUUCUAAAACCAGCAAAGGAAAAACAGAUAAUCAAUAAAGAGGAUGAAUGUGGGGAGGGGAAACAAAGGAGUUUUAUAACAAAGAGAUUAAAUGAGGGACACUUGCCUUUGAUCCGCAAGAAAACAAAUAGCAGUCAUGGUGAGCAUGACCUCAAUAGGACUUUUACUCCGAUUUCUAGUUCUGAUUUCACUCCAGUUGCAGAUCCUAGUGCUGCAGAUUCGGUGGCACUGGUGGAGGCAGGGUUAGAAGCUUCCAGACCUUUGGCUAGUAGCAGUUUAGAUCCUUCCCCUCAGGAGCUAUCCACUGGAGGAUUUUUUCUUCAUGCUGCUAAAUAUGAUGAUGACAUAGCAAGUAAAGUCAAUGUAAGUUAUGUGAAAAGUCUCAAUUCGCAUGUUCCAGAUACUACGUGGACUAUGGUGAGACAGGAUUCUGAUUCAGAUCUCUUAGAUAUAGAAGAUGCUGAACAGGAUUUGGUAGUCAUAGAUGACCAUCCUAUAGUCACUAAAUACAUUGGCGAGGAAGAAUCUGCAAAAUUGCAAGAGGAUAUGAAGGUAAAAGAACAUGAAGAUAAGGAUGAUGCUAGUGGACGUUCCAGCCCGUGUUUGAGUACAAUUUCUCAAGUUAGCAGUGUGUCAAUGACUAGUGGGAGUGUCCGAAUGACCAAUUUCGCAGAACGAAAGCUUCAGAGACUUAAUAGCUAUGAAACAAAGUCCAGCACAAGUAGUUCACAAAAGACCACACCAGAUGGAUCAGAAAGCUGCCCAGCACCACUGACCACAUGGAAACAAAAGCGAGAGCAAAGCCCCAACAGCCAAAAUAAAGAUAACGUUAAUCUUUUAGCUUCUGAAUUGGUGCAGCUUCAUAUGCAGUUAGAGGAGAAACGAAGAGCAAUAGAAGCUCAGAAGAAGAAGAUGGAAGCCUUAUCAGCAAGGCAGCGACUAAAAUUGGGUAAGGCUGCUUUCUUGCAUGUUGUUAAAAAAGGGAAAUCUCCUGAUGUUCCGCAACCACUUAAACCAGAACAUUUUACAAAAGAAUAUUCUCGGCACAAUGGUGAAGAGUUAGAUGAAGUUUCUUUGGGUUCCAAAUCUGAGGGGUUUCUUCUGAAAGAGGAGGAGAGAGAAGAAAUGCUUAAUGAUUCUCAAGAAGUAACAAAAGUAAAAAUGCAAGAAAGCCUAGCUUUUGCUGAGCAACAUAAACCGAAAGACUCUGCUGCUAUACAUGAUUUGGAAAAAAGUAAAAUUAUUUCUGUUGCCCUCCUAGAAGACAAUGUUACUGAAGUAGAUAUAAAUGAAUGUGAUCUUUCUAUUGAAAAACUAAAUGAAACAAUCAGCACGCUUCAGCAGGCUAUAUUAAAGAUUUCUCAGCAACAGGAACUACUUAUGAAGUCUCCAACAGUGCCAUCACCAGGAACCAGAAGUAACUCUCAGGACCAAAAGGUAAAACCAUCAAUUCAUUUUGUUGAGCCCCUAUCUCCAACUGGAAUGAACAGUCUUCGUAAACCACCUCGAUUUGGUCAAGGAAGGAGUCCUCGAUCGGGAAGACCUGCUGAUCUGAAAGUCACUAAAGACAGACAACAAAAUUCAACGCGCGUCAAAACCCCAACACCAAGUCUAGAAACUUUACCACAUUUAAGACCAUUUCCAUCCAGUAGCUUGUCAAAGACACCAACAGAAAUCGGCUUGGAAAAUAGUCCUGAUCAUGGAAGUGGUUCUCAAGAAAAGUGUUUCUUUGACACCUAUAGACUUCAUGAUGAGAGUAACCAACGGGCACUUGUUCUCUCCACCUCCAAAGAUGCAAAUAUUAUUUCUGAAAUGAGCAAAGAGGUGAAUAACAGCUUCAAGGAAACAGGGUUGAAUUCUUCUGAUGGCUCAGGAAAAGAAAAUGUCCCAGUGGAUGAGCCACUGCGAAGCAAGGCUAAUCUCAUUGAAGUAGACUUGUCUGACUUAAAAGCUCCAGAUGAAGGAGAACUUGAAAACCAGGACAGCUCUACAGAUAUAAUUAGCGAAGGUGAUCAGAAGUCCGGUGUGGGUUUCUUCUUCAAGGAUGAACAGAAAGCAGAAGAUGAGCUUGCAAAAAAACGUGCAGCAUUCCUUUUAAAACAGCAGCGCAAAGCAGAGGAGGCUCGGAUUCGGAAACAGCAGUUGGAGGCUGAAGUUGAACAAAAAAGAGACGAAGCGCGUCGCAAAGCUGAGGAAGACCGAAUACGGAAGGAAGAGGAGAAGGCUCGAAGAGAGCUCAUCAAGCAAGAAUAUUUAAGGAAAAAACAGCAGCAAAUUUUGGAGGAGCAAGGGCUUGGAAAGCCCAAAUCAAAGCCCAAAAAACCCAGGCCAAAGUCGGUCCAUCGUGAAGAAUCUUACAGUGAUUCAGGGACAAAGUGUUCUUCCACACCUGAUAAUUUGAGCAGUGCUCAGUCUGGUUCCAGUCUGUCUUUGGCCUCAGCAGCAACAACUGAACCUGAAAGUGUACACUCUGGUGGCACGCCAUCCCAGAGAGUUGAAUCUAUGGAGUCUUUACCAAUACUGAGCAGAAAUGCUAGCAGAAACACAGAAAGAGAUUGGGAGAAUGCUUCAACAGCAUCUUCUAUUGCUUCAGUGGCAGAAUACACAGGUCCAAAAUUAUUUAAGGAACCCAGCAGCAAGUCAAACAAACAUAUUAUUCACAAUGCUAUAUCUCAUUGCUGUCUUGCUGGAAAAGUGAAUGAACCACAUAAGAAUUCAAUAUUAGAGGAACUAGAAAAAUGUGAUGCCAACCACUACAUCAUUUUGUUCCGUGAUGCUGGCUGCCAGUUUAGAGCACUUUAUUGCUACUAUCCUGACACUGAAGAAAUCUACAAGCUGACUGGAACAGGGCCAAAGAGCAUCACCAAGAAAAUGAUUGACAAACUUUAUAAGUACAGUUCGGACAGAAAACAGUUUAACGUGAUUCCAGCCAAAACCAUGUCUGUCAGUGUGGAUGCUCUUACUAUUCAUAACCACUUGUGGCAAGCCAAGCGACCUGCAGUGCCAAAGAAGAGUCAGACUCGUAAAUGACACUGAGUUCUUGGGGAGAAGAUUGCUGAAUGGGAUUGCAUUGAAAGAAGACAUGUUUACCAUUUUCCUCCAGUUUGAUAUGAGAUGUGCGGAACCAUAAACACUUUUUAAGAAGCUUCUAAACAGAAACCGUGGAUACAAGUUAUUAAGGAUGAAGGAACAUUGCCAGUGUUUUUUGUGAAUGAUAAAUCUGCUGUUACACCCAAUGCUAACUACUGUG